Messenger RNA from Acytostelium subglobosum LB1, 1062 nucleotides. RefSeq lists its product as hypothetical. Gene Ontology annotation, molecular function: O-methyltransferase activity. The transcript has a single exon. Lineage: Eukaryota; Evosea; Eumycetozoa; Acytosteliales; Acytosteliaceae. The coding region runs from base 1 to 1062 and encodes 353 amino acids. The record is from RefSeq and is a predicted model, not a curated record.
AUGAUGCCAAUGACCCCUGAAGUUAUGAAGAAGCAAGCAGAGGAGGCUGAGCUUAUGCAUAAGUUGAUUGAUCUCUCUGGUGGCGCAGUCCAAAAGUCGCGUGCUUUGGUCGCUGCUGCUAGAUUGAACAUUGCCGCUGCAAUUGGAGCCGAGCCCAAGUCAUGUGAGAAGCUGGCCCUCGAAGUUGGCUGUGAUGAGGAAUGUCUCUACAGACUGAUGCGUGCACUCAGCCAGAUUGGAAUAUUCAAGGAGACCGAGGAAAGCCGUGUCUUUGAGAACACUCGUCUGUCCACCGCUUUGGCCCAGGACAACUUCCGUGACCUCGUCAUGAUGACAGGACUCUCAUGCAACUACCGUGCCUGGGAAGUGUUCCCAGAGACUGUCAAGCGUGGAAAGUCUGAUCUGACUGAAGUCCUCGGAGGCAUCCCAACCAUUUGGCAGUUCCUCAAGACCCGUCCUGAGGACGAGAUGGUCUUUGGCAAGGCCAUGUCUGCCCUGACCAACAAGUUGACACCAAUGCUCGUUGCCCAGAGUGACUUUACCAAAUUUGACACUGUUUGCGAUCUUGGUGGAUCACAAGGAACCUUCAUCUCGGCCAUCCUCCGCGCCAACCCAACCAUCAAGGAGGGAAUCAACUUUGACCUUCCAACCGUCAUUGAGAAGAACAAGCUUAACGAGGCUCGCAACAAGCAGUUGGAUCCAAGAUUCAAGGAGGUUGGAGGUGAUUUCUUCAAGGAGGUGCCAGCAGCCGACUGCUACGUACUCAAGAACACCCUUCACGACUGGAACGAUGAGUGCUCAGUCAAGAUCCUCAAGUCUAUUGCCAGUGCCAUGAAGCCCGGUGCCAAGAUCUACGUCUACGACUUCUUGCUCAGCAAUGAGAAGAACGAGAAUCUUUCAAGUGUUGUCUGGAUGGACUUGAACAUGCUGCAACUGUGCAACGGCAAGGAGAGAACUCUGGCCAACUGGGAGCAUAUCUCUGUGGAGACCGGAUUGAAGAUUGAGCGUGUUCAGCGCGCUCCAAAGGAGAACAUGACAUCCCUUGUCAUUUUUACCAAGUAG